Molecule: messenger RNA, 9234 nt
Organism: Rhipicephalus microplus (southern cattle tick)
Lineage: Eukaryota; Metazoa; Arthropoda; Arachnida; Ixodida; Ixodidae
Product: microtubule-associated protein tau
Biological process (GO): neuron projection development; microtubule cytoskeleton organization
Cellular component (GO): neuron projection
Molecular function (GO): microtubule binding
Source: RefSeq, a predicted model, not a curated record
GCCACGCCGCGCUGCUUGCCGUGCUUUAUUUUUUUCGUUUUUUGGUUGUCGCGUGAAAGCAAGAGGACGAAGCGCAAGACGCCACCGGCCGCCCCUUCCUGAAAAAAAGCCGGCAGCGUCAAAACUGCGCGCUCAGGACACCCACGAGAACACCGGCGAACUCCCAGCACGAUCUCGGCGGUCGACACCACUGCCGCAUGGACAAGGCUAGCGCCACGGAAGUGUACCAGCCGAGUGCCGCCCAGACAGCAGCGAGAAGCGACGACACAGCCCCAGCCGCAGCUAGCGCCAAGCCUCCCACGACAGCGGCUGACCAAGCACAAGGUCAUCAUGACGUCCUCCAAAAGACAGCGGACGUCGCCACCGCCCAAGACGCCACUCGUGGAGCAACUCAGGAACCAGCGAAGCCUUCAUCACCACAGGAGGUGGUUGGUGAUUCCGCAAGGACUGCACCGGAACCAUCAGUGAUUGCCGCCGGAGGGGGCGAGAAGCCAGUGUCUCCGGCGAAGAGCCCUUCGUCUGACGAGAAGAAAUCAUCCGGUGACGUCCCCAGUACAUAUCUUGAGCGAAAAAGAGUCUCUACCGAAGUGCCAGUAAAGACGCCUGUGAUGGAGGACAAAGCGGAACGAGUGGGACCAGAAAUGGAAUCGCAUGAGGUGUCUCAGCUGGCCCCAGUGGCCGAUCGAGACGGUGCAGUGCCUUCGCAAGAGAAGCAGCAAAAGCAACCCCAAAGUGAUAGUAGCGUAUCUAAGGAACCUGACAAGGACGUUGAAGCAGUGAAAGACAGUGAUGCGAAAGACAAGGCGGCAGAAGCCGUCCAAAAAUAUCACGAAACAUUGGAAGAGAAGACCGGUGCCAAAAGUGCAGACGUCACCGUGGCGGCCGGUGCGGCUCACGAAGAAACCCCAACGGCGCAAGCCAGUAGCGCAGCUCCGGAUGCAGCCCCAAGCGAACAAGCAAAAGCCACCUUGAGCGCUGCAGAGGUGGCCGAAGGCAAGACGGAGUACGCAAAGCCAUUUCUUACGGCGGCCGGAUUGUCCCCCGAGACGUGUAAAUCUGUCGCGGACGCCGGCACUAAGCCUCCGCAGGAACAUGUGAGUCCCAGUGGAGACGGCGAGAGUUUACGACCCGCUGAAGAUGCUAAACAGCUGGUUCCGGACGACACUAGGCCCAAAUCUUCCAUUCCGCCACCACCAGUAUACGAGGCACCACCAAGGACUAGCUCGGGAAAGGAUAAUGCAAAAGAGCGACAGGAAACUGAGGAGGUCGAACGGCAAAAGGCCCAAACACCGGAAUCCCCAGUGGAUAGACUAAAAGAAAAUAGUCCUUUAGUGGCAACGGGGCUGCAAGAAGUGGACGAAUCAAUUAUGCCAAUGACGGCGUGCCAUACUGGCAUGAUGGAGAUGACGUACCCGGAUGCAAUACGGAAAGAAUCGGCGCCUAGAGAAGCAUACUCCAGCGGCGCCAGUGCAUUAAACGAUCUAUUAGACGAGGAAGCAAUCAGAGCGCAGUUAUACCCUUCCGAUCUGAAUGAAACGAAAGCAGAGGAAGCCAGCAAACCGCAUUCCGCAGCAAAUAAGGCCGAGAAGAGUUUGGGCGACAGUCAUCUGAAGUCCACCGUGUCAGGUGCAGAACCAGACGCCAAAACAGACGCAAAUCCCAAAAAAGAGCACGAUGAAUCUCGAGUUGCUGGUGGUGCUGAUGAGAAAGUAGGUGAGCAGCGAAAAUCAUCAGUGGUGGAAGCUUCCCAGGAAGAAACGGUUAUAGCUAGCAAAGAGGUCACUAAAGAAGAGAAGCCUGAGAAAAACGAGACAGAAGUGUUUCCCUCACCUGCUACUACGCAACAAACGGAAGCACCUCAAAAAGAAGAGAAAGCAGCCGGCAAAGUCGAAAACGUCGAUGACACGACGUCAGGUAAAAAGCCUGAAGCUGCUAUUCAGGAAAGCAAGGUCACCGAAACGGCUCCGCCAAAGGAUAGUGUCGAACGAAAGGAGGAGAAGGCGAUAGAUGCCGACAUUGAAGAGGAGCAGAAGGAAAAAAAUGCAGAAAAAGUCGAGAACGUUGCCAUGGACGAUGACUCUAAAGAGGUAGGUGCCUCAGAUGCUGCAGAGAAGUCCAGCGAGCCUGGUUCGGCGAAGGAAGAAACCACGCAAGUUCAUGAUGUCGCCGCAGAGAGUGACAAGCCGUUGAAGGAAGCCGAACGCGCUAACGAAGACGAUGCAGAAAAAGACACGUACAAACCUGCGGAUUCUCUGGAACCGGGCGUCAGUGGGCAGUUACAAGCACAGGAAACCGGAGACACCUUGUCGAAAGAAAAAGUAGUGACUGAAAACGUACCAAAGGAGGUAGCGAGGGAGCCAGAUGAGCUCGAAGUUCGAGAGCUUCCUCCAGAAGAAAUAGAAAAGAAAGACGAGGGUACUGCAAAAGAACAAGCUGCAGAGCCAAAAGUUGCAGAAGCUGUGUCAAAGCCAGAGGACAAAGGAAAAGAAACUAAGUUGGUGGAAGAAACAGUAGAGGGGCAAGUAGAAAAGGCAGUGUCAGAUGCUCCAGAAGAUGCUACUCCGGAAGAAGCUCCUGUCACUGCUCAAUCCAAAGAAGGCGUUCCAGAAGUGACCAAAGACAAAGCGGAAGUUUCUGAGGAAGCAGUAGUGAAGACAGACAAUGUUUCCUAUACUACAGCAGUCAAGGAAGAAGCAGCCCAACCCGAGUCUACAGAUGAGAGCGAAAAAGAAAAGACAGAAAAGGAAGCACCUGAAUCUGGCGACAAGGAGGCAAAAGAAGCAACAACAAAGAGUGAAGUUGAUGAAAAAGAAGGUGAGGAGCCAAGCAGUGUCAUGCCAGAGGAUAUUGAGGAAGUGACGGAACAGCAACCAAAGAGUGAAGGUGGUGAAGAAGCAGUCCCUGCCACUGAAGCUGCACCCGAAGCUACCAACGAAGAGAAGAAAGAUUCUGAACCUGCCGAAGAAAGUGAAAAGCCAGCGGUAGAAGCAGCGUCCGAGGCAAAGAGCGAAGAAACCAAUGACGGGGCAGCUCCUUCCGAACUCGAGUCAGCGCCGCCUGCAGAAGCAGUGAAAAAGAAGACCGGCUUGCCCAAAUCCCCGUCCAAGCGUGCGACGGGCAAAGGUCCACCGAAGACUCUCGACAAAAAAGAGACUUCAGCAGCUGCGGAUGCAAAGGCCAAGACGCCCAGCUCUCCCAAGAAGCCCAGCAGCAUUCAGGAAAAGGGCGGGCCAUCGCCCAAGAAGGCUGCGCCGACCAAGAAUGGUGUCACCUCGCCAUCCAAGACGGCAAGGACACCGGGCUCCGAGCAGAAAAAACUGCCUCCGAUCAAGGCUCCUGUGGGACAAGCACCCAAGCCCGACCUGAAGAACGUGCGCUCCAAGAUCGGCUCGCUGGAAAACAUCAAGCACAAGCCUAAAGGCGGGGAAGUCAGGGUGACGACGCAGAAGCUGGAAUGGCGAGCCGCGUCCAAAGUGGGCUCUCUGGACAACGCGGCUCACAAGCCGGGAGGCGGAGACAAGAAGAUCCUCUCGCAAAAGCUCGAGUUCAAGGCGCAGUCGAAGGUCGGGUCGCUGGACAACGUCGACCACAAGCCGGCCGGUGGCCAAGUGAAGGUGGAGACUCAAAAACUGGACUUCAAGGACAAGGCGUCGUCCAAGGUUGGCUCCUUGGACAACGUCAAGCACAAAGCGGGCGGCGGCAAUGUAAAGAUCUUGUCGGAGAAGCUCGAGUUCAAGGAAAGGGCAGCUUCGAAGAUUGGCUCCUUACCAGCCUCGGAUGCGGGAAGCACAAGAGGCUCGGAAUCGCUAAGUCCCACAAACCUGACCAGUCCUCACCCGGCGCAGUCGCAGCAAAGCCAGGAGGACGACGUUGCUGCCAAUGGCCAUGAGUCGGACAUCUCUCCCACCAAGGAGGAAGUGGCAGCGCCAUCCAGCGGCGUCCCUGCGUCAGCGCCGCCACCUGAAGUGGCCCAGUGUUGAUCCGCUAUCGAGGGGCCGCAAGAGGAGAAGACAAUUGUAGAGACCGCGCGGAAAUUGCUCGUGGCCCACGCGAACUAGCAGUGUCGCCCACCUACACCUCUGUUCGCCGAGCAGGCGUGCCAUCGUUUGCCAAAUCCUCUCGCCAGGAGAUCUUGCAUAUUGUAGACUGCACAAGUAGCAGCCACUCACAAACGGUUGACAUACCUAGCAGUGGGUUGCACAUUUUUGAGCACAAGUCGUAAAUGCGGCUGUUAAGGAUUUACUGGAACUAAGCGAACGGCCCGUAAAAAUUAUCGUGGCUGGGCUUUACGAAUGAGAAAUAGUAGAGUUGCCAGAGUUGUUCCUUUACAGGCACAGUUGAAGGUCAUUUCCACAGACAGCUAUUGUAGGAAACGUGCACUAUAAUAGAAAAAGAAAUAUACUUUGACUGAGUAUUUUCCUCGUUUCACUGCGUGAAAAACGAUGUAUUGAAAACCCGCCACUACUGAUGGCCUACGAUAGAGGGCUGCUGAAGCCACAUCGCAAGAACUGUGCCACUUUAGGCUUGUCCAGUGAGUGCAGUUGGGAACUUGAUGAACGGCAACGGUGAAGCAAGGUGCGGUCGGCCCUUAAGGCAGUUUUCUCAAUUAAAAAUAAGUACAUACGUACAGACUACCCCUGUAUGGUCACUUUACUCAACAAUAACAGGAAAGCUGCAUGUGAAGCCUACAGGAGAGAAAAACGUCACGCUAAUGUUGUGACGAUCGUAAUAUCAUACUCUAAGCCCACUAUUUUAUAACAGAUAAGCGAAGACUUCCGUGAAAAAGGUAUAAAGCAGAUGCAGCGUAUUCAAAUGAAAAGCCCUGAUGAUAACAGUCGAAGUAACGCGGACGGCCUCAUCCUUGUACGAUAUGAUCUGGUAUCGUGCAAAAAGAACGAAAUGUUUUCAAGAUGGACAUGGUACGAAGAAGUUUGUGUCACAAAAGUAUGGGUAGACAAUAAUUAAUGAACUUAGUUGAAACGCAAAUUUUUCGUCCUCCCGAAGGUCGGAACAGCUUUUAGUAGUUUCAUAAGCGCACAUAGCUUCUUACGAAUCCUUAUAGACCAGAAAUUCAAAAGAGAACAAAAUAUAUAGGGAAGGAAUGGUCACUCGACCACUUGUGAGAAGGCAGUGAAAUAUUUGCGAAUCUGCCAGAAAGCGUGGCCACGAGCAUUUCUGGAAAAGCAACUGGACGAUUGACAUAGCCAAACAGACAAGCGCCAUUCUAUAUAACAAAGUAUUCCUGUUAUUUUACCUCGUAUUCGCGAGUCAGACAAGCAGUAAUGAUUUUUUCGCCUUUCUAUAGAAAAACAACGCAUAACGUCAUGGUCCGUGCAUGUAAAGGACUUGAACAUUCUUGUUCCGUUAUGUUCCCACACAACUUACUCCUCUUUAUUUCGUGAAAAGUUCUUCCGUGUUUGCCCUGAUUUCAAGGUGCACAACCUUUUUUCAUGUGCCGUGAGAUUCAGAGUGACUUGUAAAACUGCCGAAAUGAAAAAGAAGCGUCGGUCUGUUUUAUCUUCUCCCGAUAACUCCACUUUACACUUAUAGAUAUUCGUAAACAGCCGCACUGAAGGAGAUGGUGUGCCAUUACCAAGAAAUUGGGUCGGAACUCCUCUAUAUAUACUGUGGCGGGUCAGGUAGCGUUUCAAACGAAACGUUGCAGUUUCAUGCUAGAGCAUCAAAUAUUCAGUCAUUUUCAAGAGCCUGAAAUCCCCACAUGGUUCCUCGUAUUUCCUAAAGAAUAUAAAUGUAGUCACUGGAAAACCUCUUAUUUUAACGGUUACUUGUUUUCGUGGUGCAUACUGUAACAUGUUGUACUUCUUCCACUACCCUAUUUGUUCCCCUGGCCUUACGACUCUUAUUACCUAACAAAAUCUGUGUAACUGUGACGUAGGUAUAGUCGUUAACCGAAGUACCGUAGUCACAGAAACUUGCCUAGUGCAGUUUAAAACCACUUGGUGGGGCACACUGGAGACUGAGAAAGGCGCUAUUGCUACGGCUACAAUAGCAAGACAGGUAUGUCCGUUCGUCAUAACGACAGAUCAUCGUCUCGUACAACAGCAGGAGUUUUCGUGUCGUUAUAGCGUCAUAGCUCAUAGGAAUACUACGAUCGUAAAAAAGAUGCAGCACAAGUUCUCCUGAUUAUUUUUCCUGUCUUGUCUAGUCUUUCUUCUGAGAGCACAAUAAUAUACCGUAACAGUUGUUGUACUGUGACUGCCUUUCUAAUACAGCUUAUAUCGGUACUCGCUUAUGUGCCCUGUUGGUUAUCUAGGGUUCAUGACCACCCGGAAGCCUGUUCGUUUUUUUCUAGUAAUCAGCCAAGCAGCUACCCCGAUCUUGUAGCUUUAGUCCUCGUGUUUAUACAUACAGACGUAUCGAAAUGCAGGACGCGCGCUGCUUCAAACUUAUCAGAACACAGCGGCAGGGUGCGUGCUCGUUUCUUUGCAGCGGUAAGAGAGACAUUUCACAAGAUCAGUGGCUGCAAAUGUAAUCGGUUGCUUGGCUGAUAACACGUAUGCGAUAAAGAGUGCCUGUGUAAGUCUAGCUGAACGCUGUGGCUUGCUCUGUAAAGGACGUGCUAAAUGAUUUUUCGAGGCUUAGAAGAAGACUUCGUCGCUAGGAAAUAAAUAUUGUAUGUGUGUACGUGGUCUUUAAGUAUAACAUAGUACUGAGCAUACUAUUCACUCUGUUUAUUUUCGUAACGUGUACUUAUUGCCUAGUUAAUAAACCAACAUUAUUUGAGAGGCUACGCUGCUAUCUACAAUACACGUGCACGUUCGUGCUUUUAAGGUGAUUGUGUAUUUGUUAAAGAGCUUUAUCGCAAUGCCCGUUCCUUCUGAACAUGGCGACAUUAGCCAAACGUUACGAGAUUAGUAUUUCAGAUGUCCUGGCUUCAUCAAAGACGUUCCAGGGCGCGUCAUUCCGAGUGAAUACAAUGUGAGAGCCUCGUCGACCCCAGAAUCUACAAAAAAAUUUCUAUCACAAAAUAUCAUCUCGUUACGCCAUGACGUCAUAGCCACGCUCACGCCUCUAACCUCUCCAACGCGUACGCGACAAACGCGCUGAAUUAUCGCGGCUCUAAGCAAACGGCAGAGGUCCCAUACUCCUGGUGUAACGCCCACUUUUGACGUCACAGCGUGGUCUUCGACCCCCGCCAUACCUUGCCUAUCCCUUCAGCUUAAGCGGGCCUGCUCCACGCAGCUCCGACUCGAUUACUGCUCCCCCAAACAUUUAGACGGUGCACUACUCGGCGUCAGGUGUAAGCGAACAGAUCUGCUAGACUUUGCUUGUAUAUACAAAAAUGUCUGGCAAUCUUUAAGGCGUUCAAUUUCGAAGAAUAUACCCGAACUAUCUUGCAGAAUAAAACUCCUAGUUCUUGUAAGAAAUAAACUAAUCGUCAUGUUCCACCUUAUCCGGGUCACAGUCUUAAGUAUACCUGGAUGCUUCGAAGUUGCUUAAAUUGUAUGUCACUAUCCCGAUGUUGUCAAUGUAACCAGCGUGAGCUUUUAUUGUUGAAAAGCGUGAUGAAGCACUGUGUUAAUGCGCGAGCCAUGCUCUUCUCUUUGUGCGUUGUCUCUUGUGGAAAAAAAAGAGCGAAGGCUGAAUUGCUGUUGACCUAUUUACAGCACAACUUGUGGCUGUGCUGUGGAAACAGUCAUGGCUGUUCUAAAAGAAAGUGAGCUACAUUCCUUUGGCCAUUUCGUAAAGCACGUUGAUUUUUUGGAGAGCCAUGCACACAUUUUGCUAUACUUGUAAACUGUUACGUGACAAUGUCAACGUGAAAUAAAUGGGAAUUGUAAUAAUCAUGGGUCAAUGGAUUCCAUUAAGCAAGAUGUACAUCAUUUUGAAUAUUGCCUGCCAUGCUUAGUCGUGCGAUCAAGGUUAUCUGCUUAAAGAGUGCCGACUGUCAUAAAAGAUGUAGCGGUGUGAAUAUGUUAGAAUAAAACGAAAAUGUCAUUAUAUCUUUCUUCUAGUUCAAACUGACGCUUCAAGUAAGGUUGAGUGAAAGGCGGCUCCCUGUGUGACGAAACAGUUAUUGAAGUCGGGAAGUUUAGAAUUAAGGCUGUGUGGUCACACUACAAAAUUCGGUUGCACAGGGCAAUAUUCACGGUGGAAUGCCUCUUGCAUGAUGGACUUCCACGCUCUGUGUAAGAAGUCUGUGCUGCUUUGGUGUGAUGCGCUUUGCGUCGUGUAGAACUGCGAAGAUAAUGUAUGAAAAUAAGAGCGCGCUCGUACUAUACAUAUACACGUAGAGCCUGCCCUCAGCAGAGUUCAUGUGCCAUUUUGUAUCAAGUAUUUUAUAAGAAUUGUGCACAGUGCACCAUAGCAAGCUUCUCCUGCGUUCGCUUGGGCACGGCGUUACUGUUGUCGAUAAGUUUACGUUUUUUUAUUGAUGUAUAGCUUAAUUUAUUUAAAAAGAAAGGCGUUUGAGGGCAAUACGUAGUGUACACAUGCUGUUGACGAUCUCUAUAGAGUGAUGUCAAAGCACUAGCUAAAUUUCAGUAAUGAAAAAUCUUACCUUAUAUACAUUUUUAAAUAUACAAAUGUAGCAUGAACUUCACUGUGCCUAACUGUCGACCAACUUUAGUUAGAGCUUUAUUUUGUUGAAUAACUACAGAGAGCCUGUAGAAGAGCUGACUGAAAACGAUUGUUGCAACAUGCAGUAUUGCUGUCGCAAGUUUGCUUGCUUUUAGGGUUCGACGAAAGCAACGUGACGAUGGGACGGUUGCGUUUGAUCAUUUAUGUUUCAAGGUAUGAAGUGUUACUGCGAGAUUUUUUUGUGCUGUUCACUGUCUCCAAGAUUUGCCGUGCUUCGAAAGUGAUAAGCCUGAAUGAAUGUUAACUGCCAAGAAACAGUAUAGCACGUAAUGAAAAAACGACGACAAUGAUUAUCAGGUUGAAGCUACUACCACUUCCUUACAACCACAUAUGAUGGGUAUUCACCCAGCUCUGGAACUUAAAAUCCCAAUGGCGUGGUCUAGUCUGAACAUAAAUAAACGUGGUGAAGUUACUUCUCGGUUAUACCGUUUUGCGUUCUGCAACCAGCAAUUUUUUUCUUUGGUUAAUCACUCCAGCUCUGCUGUGAUGAUCGGGUCGUUGUUGAAUUUGAAGGCGUGCUAUGCAUUGUUUGCCAAAUUUCAUGUGUUGAUACACCACCAAUAUACCUGUAUCUAAACAGGAAACUGUAUUUUGUAGACCCAAUAAAUCAUAGAAAUUAACGAUCACUGUGAA